AGCAGCAGACGACCAACACGAAAAUAGGAGAAUAGGCGAGCCCAUUUGAUAAUUAUUGCCAUAAAUUAUUUUGCUUUCAAGCAAUGGAUAGAAUAGUGGAGUGUGGGAAAACUAGCAACGUUUUAGAAUUCUCUUAUGACGAAGGGAAAAUUUUUCUCAACGUGACGGACGCCAUGCUGGAGAAUUGUGCUAAUUGCCAACUUUAUGUCGACGAUUUAAAUGACGGAAUGCACCAAAAGUUGCUGUGCAUGUUGAGGGAGAAUUCGGCUACACCUUCCACCUCGGCCAAACAUGGUAGUGCUCUACCAAAGAAAGCUGGUCCUCUGCAAGCAGCAAAGCAAAUCAAUAAGCCUAGUAAUACCAGCCGAAAAAUGAAGAGAACUGCUGCUAUUGAUACAUCAAUAGCAGAAGGACCGGACUUCUCAAAUUUCUACGGAGAUGAGGAGGACCCAGAUCCUGAUCAAAUCAAUGAAGAUAACGGGGCGAUUGAAGUCACUCGAAUGUUGGAAGAAAUGGAAUCUCCCUCUCGAAAAAAAUUAAAAACAGCAGAAGUCAAAGAUAGUGAAGUGGAGGAAAUAUUGGACAACAGAAAUUGGACUGACUCGGAAAUUUUGUUAGACGUCAUGGAAAAAAUGUUGCCGAAAUUUGCUCAACCCAAUUUACCUAAAGCAACUCUCUGGAAAAAAUGUUGAUGAAAGAUG
Daphnia pulex (common water flea) is the source of this 701-nucleotide messenger RNA. RefSeq lists its product as uncharacterized. Lineage: Eukaryota; Metazoa; Arthropoda; Branchiopoda; Diplostraca; Daphniidae. The record is from RefSeq and is a predicted model, not a curated record. The transcript has 4 exons. Bases 84 to 692 code for a protein of 202 amino acids.